UCUUUUUGGUAGUCGCAGUCGGUGACCGAAAAAGUGUCAAAAACCUUUUGGCUUCCUACUCAAAACAGUGACCCCACUUCAGUCGCAGAAGCUCUUCUUCCAGAAUGAAUCCCUUCUAUUCUGAUUUUACUCCUCAAUAUCCUUAUUCUCCUCUAAACAACUAUGCAUGGAACAUUCAUCGACAACCCACCACUGAGAGAUAUCGAAAUCAAAUUAACUAUGGCUGGCAAAAUAUGCUUCAUGGAGGUUUAAAUCACAGCCAUUUUAAUUUCGGUGAUCCAACCCCUCCGUAUGGUUUGGGUUUUCCAAAUGAUGGUGCUCCUGCUGCUAACUUCUUACUGCACCAAACUGCUAGACAAAUUAAUCCUUUUGUGGCCCCAAGCUUCCAAGAUGAUGAUGUCAGAGCUGCUAGCUUCUCACAGCACCAAAUUGGGAGACGGAUUAAUCGCUUUGCAACCUCACCAGCACGGCCAACUAAUCGUGUUGCAAGUCCUCGAGCGCGGCCAACUAAUCGUGUUGCAAGUCCACGAGCGCGUCCAGCUAAUCCCAUUGUAGCUCCCCGAGCAAGACCAUUCUGUGAAAUUUGUGGGGUUUGGUUGAGUAGUUCCAAAAACAUAGAAGAACAUAAUAAAGGAAGGAACCAUCAGAAUAUGUUGAAAGAACAUAAGCAUACGUUGAAAAGACAUGAGAAGUCCGAGGAACUUAGAGGUAUAAGAAGACGAGAGAGGGAGCAUGUGCCAAAUGCCCUUGGGAAUAUAGUAGAUCGGUCUAAGACAGUUCGGAAAUCCGAGAGAAGAAUUUCUGUUGAAAGGCAGCACAAAGAUUACCUGGGAAAAUUCAUGGCGGAGACUUCUACUGUUACAGCUGAAAAUGCUGAAGGGGAAUGUAGGGAUAAAUCUGUAACCAGGGUUUAUGACUCCAAGAGGAAAAUCGGAGGAGUUAAUGAAGGCAAUGAUGAGAACAAGAUUAAGAGGAUAAGAAGGACUAUCGAAGCAUCAAAACAUGAAGGGGAAUUGAGGGAUAACUCUGUUGCAGAGGGCUGUGAUUCAAAGCCAAAACCUGAGGGAGAAGUGAGGCACAACUCUGCUGCAGAGGGUCAUGAUUCCAAGCUGAAGAUUGGGGGAACUAGGGGAGUUAAUGGCAAGAAAAUUAAGCGGAGAAGAAGGGUCAUCAAAUCAUCAAAAUCUGACACCAAUGCUCCAUCAAAUUGUGCAAAUGCAGAGUCUACCCCUCAAGUACCUACAGGGGCACCACCAGAGCAGCCUAUGCCACUGCAGGUACUCUUACCAGUACCAGCAGUGGGAUCAAAUUCUGAACCACAAAUUCAACCUCUUGUACUAGCUAAUUCAGAGGCCAAUGUAAAUGACAAGAGUCCCAUUUCUACUGAUGAAACAAAUGUUCAAUUGCCAUCAUCAAUGUCAAUGGAGUUCAAUGCUCCUGUAAAUUCUAGCAUUAACAAUGAAAUUUUAGAUGGAAGUUGCAAAGUUGAAGAAAAGAUGGGAGUACUUGACAUCAUUCCUAUGUCAAUUUAUGUGGAGUCUACAGUCCAAGUACCUUCAGCAGUACCACCACAGAAGCCUGCACCAUUAUUGGAACUCUCACCAUUACCUCCGGAGCGAUUAAACUCUGAACCACUAAUUCAACCUUUUGUACAAGUUGAAGCGGAACAGCAAGCAUCCAAAGACAAUGUACAUAAUGAGAAUCAAAAUCCUACGCAUCAUGAAACAAAUGUUUAUCUUCCAUCAUCAAUCUCAAUGGAAUUUGAUGCUCCUGCAGAUUCUAGUACCAAUACUGAAAUUUCAAAUGAAAAUUUCAUAGCCAAAGAAAAUAUGGAAGUCACCACCAAAUUAAACAUAGCAUCAGUUCAGUUAUUCCAGGAAAAUAUUUGUUUUGUAUGCGGCGAUCGAGGCUUUGAAGAGGCAUUGGUUUAUUGCUACAAGUGUCAAAUAUGGGCACGACAUAGGUAUUGUUUAGACGGACCUGUGAUAUUCACCGAGCAAGUUAUAUGGUUUUGUGAGGAUUGUAAACCAACGGUAGAAACAUGUGAUUCUCAAAAUUUAGAAGAUACAAUCCAAACCAGGAUGGAAAAAACCAAUUUCACAAAGCAAAUAGGGGAGAAAAACGAGUUUAUGAAAGUGUGUCAACCUGCUCUGAAAACGGUUGAAAACACUCAUGUCGCUGAUCUUAAUCUUGUAGAAUUAAAAGAUCAUGUUGUAGCACAACCUGUUAAUGAUCCAAUUUGGAGAGGAAGUCUUCACGUCGACAACAAAAGUAUCAAUUCCAUCAUCACUUCCAUCAAUGGACUUUUCGCACAUUUGUCCGAUCUAGCUUGCUCCCUUGUUAGUGAGGAAACAAGACGUUUUCCAGAGAAGCUUUCCCUGGACUUGUUUCAAAGACGUGCAGUGUGGCCAAGUCGCUUCUUGAAGUAUGAGAUAGAUCAGAACAGCAUUGCACUUUAUUUAUUUCCUGAUGAAAGAUGUGAAAGGGACUAUGACAUGUUAGUUGAUGACAUUAUUCGCUCUGACCUUGCCAUGAGAGCUGUGCUUGAACAUGUAGAGCUCCUAGUUUUUCCUUCCACCGUGCUUCCGAGAGAAUACCGGAGAUUUAAAGCAAAGUACUACUUGUGGGGAGUCUUCAAAGCAAAGAAAACUUAAAUCUAAUACAACAAAGUGAUGUGGUGUGUAUAGAGAUCAGGCCUUAAACACUGCAAAACAUAGUUCAUAGAAUAGUUGAGAAAGAGUGCUUCUUCUAACACACUUUAGUUUUUUUGGCUUAUAAGUUAAUAAGUUAUAAGUUAUAACCAUGAUCUAAUCAUGCAUGUGAUAUAAUCUGUACAGUUAGUCUUCAAGCUUAUUUAAAAACGUAGCAGGUGUAAUAUGUAUGUUUAUUUAUUUAUUCUGUUUAUUUUGAUGUUAGAAAUCUUGUGAAGUUGGUAUUAGUGCUAUUAAAAUAUAAAGUGCAUGAUUUCGGUGCAAUUAAAA
Molecule: messenger RNA, 2981 nt
Organism: Arachis ipaensis
Lineage: Eukaryota; Viridiplantae; Streptophyta; Magnoliopsida; Fabales; Fabaceae
Source: RefSeq, a predicted model, not a curated record